Messenger RNA from Trypanosoma brucei brucei TREU927, 1323 nucleotides. RefSeq lists its product as hypothetical. NCBI's taxonomy places the organism in Eukaryota, Euglenozoa, Kinetoplastea, Trypanosomatida, Trypanosomatidae. The coding region runs from base 1 to 1323 and encodes 440 amino acids. Gene Ontology annotation, cellular component: cytosol; perinuclear region of cytoplasm; nucleus. The transcript has a single exon. Gene Ontology annotation, molecular function: GTPase activator activity; small GTPase binding. Gene Ontology annotation, biological process: activation of GTPase activity; nucleocytoplasmic transport. The record is from RefSeq and is a predicted model, not a curated record.
AUGAAAGUGGACAGCCUUCUGUCUCCUCGAAGUGCGUUCAGCACUGAAAAUGACCCCUGUGGCUCCGUUGAGAGCGUCGCAAAUGAUGUGGCAUCCGCCAGCGAUGUUGUUGUCGCGUAUCCUCAACCUGGAAAGCGAUGGAGCAGAAUUAUUGCGGGGCCUGAACUGGUUGGGAUGUCUUUGAAAGAAAAUCAGAUUAAGGAUGGGAAGGCUCUGUGUAUAUAUGGUCAUUGUUUCGACGAUGGAAUCAUCGACUACAUUACAAACGAAGUCCUUCCGGAGGCACGAGUGCUAACAAAGGUGGAAAUAGCUGAGACAAAGUUUAGCAGCGCAGGUAUGAAGAUUCUCUUGAGGGCUCUCUGGACAAAUUCUCCAUGUGAGCAAAUGGAGGAACUUCUGCUUCAUGACGUGCAUCUCCACUUUGAGGAAACUCUACAGCUAAAAGAAGUUAUUAUGAAGAAUCGAAAGUGCCUGCGGCGUUUGGUUCUGCAACGUUGUCACAUGGACGAUAGCGCGGCUGAACCCAUUGUUCAGGCUAUUUCGCACUGCGAGCAACUGCGGGAAGUGAACUUCUUGGAUAACAACAUAGUUCACGCACUGGCUAUCCCCACGGAGAGGGAGGACAUUUUUCCACCAACGCUGCAAAUUUUUGACAUCAGCGGUAACCGUAUAGAGCCAAAACACUUCACUGGUUUGGGCAAUGCGCUCCGUCGUUGCAUGGCAAACCUUCAUGAAGUUUACUUGGCUCGUUGCUGUGUCACGGAGAGCGGACUAAAGACGCUGCUGUGCGGUGGGCUUUACAACUCACAGGUUCUUUCGGUGCUGAAUGUAUCGGCUGGACGACUUUUGCAUACAGCUGGUAAGGUGCUUUCGUCGGUCAUAUCAGAAUGUCCCAACCUUCAGCGAGUGUACAUGCAGGACAAUCUCCUGGAUGUAGAGGGGGCUGCUCAAAUUGCUUUGGUUAUUCCCUACGCUAAGAAACUUACUGUAUUGGGAAUGGGAAGGUGUCACUUGGGAGGUCGAGGGGCGCGUUAUAUUGCAGAAGCUGUGAAACAAAGCGCAUCACUUCGAGAAUUGGACCUCUCUGGAAAUGGUGUGACGGAUGAAGAUGUACAUCGGAUAUGCGCUUGCAAUGAUGAUGCGUCUUUUCGACUUUCAUAUCUUGAUCUCUCUGAUAAUCCCCUCACGGAGGACUGCCGCUGCUCUCUCGAAACCCUUCUGGAACACCAGAAGGAUAAUUCAUGCAUUGUUGUCGUGCGUGGUACGGGGCUUGCGGUCGUGUCUUCUUAUAUGGAAUAUCAUAAUAAGCCCACACCUGGAUAG